AUGGCGAAACCAUCGUUUAAAAUGGUUCGCUAUAAACUUUCGCGAACUAAACGCCUAUUGGCGAAACCUUACGACAAUGAGAACAUUAAGGAGAUCGGUGCGAUAGCUGCUUUGAAAGAAGUCGCGUCAAGUCCGGAUGAAGUGGCCGCCAAAUUUGCGAGUGAGGCGCUUACCGUAAUCGGCGAAGAAGUACCGUAUAAGCUAACGCAACAAGUGCCUUGUUGGACGAUUGCUGAUGUUCAGUACUGGGUCAAGAAGAUCGGUUUUGAAUCGUACGCUGAGGCAUUCGCGAAACAUAUGGUUGAUGGUGAUUUGUUGCUGCUGUUAACCGAGAAGGAGUUGGAGCAGGAUCUACAAAUGACAUCCGCCUUACAUAGGAAACGAUUUAUUCGAGAAUUGGAGAGCCUUAAGAUAGCAGCAGAUUACGGCAGUGUCGAUGAGAGUCAACUGGAUCAAUUUUUGAUGUCUCUGAGUCCUGAACUGUCAGUUUAUACCUAUCAGAUGCUUGGAAUGGGUCUUAACCGUAAUUUAUUACCAUCCUUAACUGAUGACAUGAUGAAAACUGUUUGUGGCAUUACUAAUCCUAUUCAUCGAUUGAAGUUACGUCAAGCUUUGCAAGAUAGCAAACACAUUGACGAUAUUGAAGUUGCAAUACUUAGUAAACAGAUCGAUGUUUUCAUAAGUUAUCGAAGAAGUACGGGUAAUCAGUUGGCAAGCUUAAUUAAGGUGUUGUUGCAGUUGAGAGGAUAUAAGGUGUUCAUUGAUGUGGAUAAAUUAUAUGCUGGUAAAUUUGAUUCAUCGCUACUGAAGAAUAUUCAAGCUGCGAAACACUUUAUACUCGUUCUAACACCAAAUUCAUUGGAUCGACUUUUUAAUGACCAUAACUGUGAAGAUUGGAUACAUAAAGAGUUACGAUGUGCCUUCGAACACCACAAGAAUGUGAUCCCAAUAUUCGAUCAACAUUUCGAAUUUCCGGCGGAAGAUACUGAAAUACCGCCUGACAUAAGACCAAUAACGAAGUAUAACGGUGUUCGGUGGGUUCAUGACUAUCAAGAAGCGUGUAUGGAUAAAGUUGAGCGUUUCAUCAAGGGUGAACUGAAUAGGACACCGAGCACAUGCCAACAACAGUCGUCAGUGUCAUCAAGUACGUCGAGUCAGCGACGAGUUCCAACCACAAAAUGGGCAUCGUCGAAUGUGCGGAGUGCAGCCACACAAAAGUGCUCAAUAACACGUCAACAGAUCGAUCCUUCGAAUCACCACUGUACGUCUCCCCGACCGCCAUUGAGAAGCAGCGCCGCAAACAGUGUCACUCGUCCGUAA
This is a messenger RNA of Anisakis simplex (herring worm), 1320 nucleotides long. The record is from the annotation of a GenBank genome assembly. NCBI's taxonomy places the organism in Eukaryota, Metazoa, Nematoda, Chromadorea, Rhabditida, Anisakidae.